UCCCAGGACGCCACCCUCGGAACAGCUGCCGCUGGGCCCGCGAGCCGGCGAGGGCAGGGAGGCGCCGCCGGAGCGGCCCGGUCACCGAGCGCCCGCGCCGCCGGCCCCUCCGACGCACCUCCCGGGCGCUCCUAGAAGAGGACAAAGUUUGCAGCUCGCGCCCUCGCCCGCCGCGGCGCCAAGAGCUUGGGCUGCGCCCGCUUCCCGGUAUUGUUCGCCAACUUCGCUCGUCUCCUCCGCUGCCCCCGGCCCAGCGCCGGCGAGCGGGGGCAGCAGGGCCGGGACACCGUGCGCCCGGCGCGGCCAGGCUGGGCGGGCAUGGGCAGGGGCCCGAGCGGGGCCGGGGAGCCGGGGCCCGCAGCCCGCGCCCGGGAGCGGCGGCUCUGAGCGGAGCGGACCUCCCCGCCAGCCGGGGCGCCUCCGACGCCAGCAUGCCGCGCCCGGGCCCCCGCUUGUGGCUGCUCCUGCAGGUGAUGGGGUCGUGUGCCGCUAUCAGCUCCAUGGACAUGGAGCGCCCGGGUGACGGCAAGUGCCAGCCCAUCGAGAUCCCGAUGUGCAAGGACAUUGGCUACAACAGGACCCGCAUGCCCAACCUGAUGGGCCACGAGAACCAACGCGAGGCCGCCAUCCAGCUGCACGAGUUCGCGCCGCUGGUGGAGUACGGCUGCCACAGCCACCUCCGCUUCUUCCUGUGCUCGCUGUACGCGCCCAUGUGCACCGAGCAGGUCUCCACCCCCAUCCCCGCCUGCCGGGUCAUGUGCGAGCAGGCCCGGCUCAAAUGCUCGCCCAUCAUGGAGCAGUUCAAUUUCAAGUGGCCCGACUCGCUGGACUGCAGCAAGCUCCCCAACAAGAACGACCCCAACUACCUGUGCAUGGAGGCGCCCAACAAUGGCUCAGACGAGCCCUCCCGGGGCUCGGGCCUGUUCCCGCCGCUCUUCAGGCCCCAGCGGCCGCACGGGGCGCAGGAGCACCCGCUGAGGGACGGUGCCCCCGGGCGCGCCGGCUGCGACAACCCUGGCAAGUUUCACCGCGUGGAGAAGAGCGCGUCGUGCGCGCCGCUCUGCACGCGCGGCGUGGACGUGUACUGGAGCGGCGACGACAAGCGCUUCGCUGUGGUCUGGCUGGCGGUGUGGGCCGUGCUGUGCUUCUUCUCCAGCGCCUUCACCGUGCUCACCUUCCUCAUCGACCCUGCGCGCUUCAGGUACCCCGAGCGCCCCAUCAUCUUCCUCUCCAUGUGCUACUGCGUCUACUCAGUGGGCUACAUCAUCCGCCUCUUCGCGGGCGCCGAGAGCAUUGCCUGUGACCGGGACAGUGGGCAGCUCUAUGUCAUCCAGGAGGGCCUGGAGAGCACGGGCUGCACGCUGGUCUUCCUGGUGCUCUACUACUUUGGCAUGGCCAGCUCGCUCUGGUGGGUCAUCCUCACGCUCACCUGGUUCCUAGCUGCGGGCAAGAAGUGGGGCCACGAGGCCAUCGAGGCCAACAGCAGCUACUUCCACCUGGCGGCCUGGGCCAUCCCAGCUGUAAAGACCAUCCUGAUCUUGGUGAUGCGCAGGGUGGCGGGAGACGAGCUCACCGGCAUCUGCUACGUGGGCAGCAUGGAUGUCAACGCCCUCACUGGCUUUGUGCUCAUCCCGCUGGCCUGCUACCUCGUCCUGGGCACUUCCUUCAUCCUUUCGGGCUUCGUAGCCCUUUUCCACAUCCGGAGGGUGAUGAAAACUGGUGGGGAGAACACGGACAAGCUGGAGAAGCUCAUGGUGAGGAUCGGGGUCUUCUCCGUGCUCCACACCGUGCCAGCUACCUGUGUGAUCGCCUGCUACUUCUACGAGCGCCUCAAUGUGGACUACUGGAAACUCCUGGCCAUGCAGCAUAAGUGCAGCGUGAACAACCAGACCAAAAGCUUGGACUGUCUGAUGGCCGCCUCCAUCCCUGCAGUAGAGAUCUUCAUGGUGAAGAUUUUCAUGCUGCUGGUGGUGGGCAUCACCAGUGGUAUGUGGGUCUGGACGUCCAAAACUCUGCAGUCCUGGCAGGAUGUGUGCAGCCGCAGGUUCAAAAGGAGGAGCCGGAGGAAACCGGCCAGCGUGAUCACCAACAGUGGGAUUUACAAAAAAGCCCAACACCCCCCAAAAACCCAUCUUGGGAAAUACGAUAUCCCUGCCCCACCUCCCACCUGUGUGUGAAUCAGCUUGGAGAGACAACUUUCCCAGAGAGAACACAGUGGUUAUCAGAGCCAGACCAUGGCUUAUUGGUAUUUUUUAAAUAAAAGUAAAAGAAAAAAAAUUUAAGCUUUUGCCCUGAAAUUCAGAAUGCUGUGAUACACUGAAAGUAAAAAUGUACUUAAAGGGUUUUGGGUAGUUUUGUUUUGUUCCCAGUGAAGGAGAGCACCUCUGUUAAGUAGCCUUGUGUAACUGAUUUGUGGUAAAGUAGUGGAUUCAGCCCCCAGAAGAAAACUUUUGUUUAGAACCUUCCAUAAAUAUACACAUCUGUGUGUUUGAGCUGGCUUUGUUGCCCAUUUACAGAUCAGAGAAGAGAUCACUUCUUUGCAAGUUAAAGAGCCUUUGCUGGGUUGCAGACAGAGAAACAGAGAAAGUGAGAGAGAGAGAGGCAGGCAGAGGGUCUCUAGCAAGUGAGCUAUGGCAGGGGCCCCCCUCAGGAGGGUUGCUUGUAAGACAGUGGCUUCUGUGCAAACAGGAAGAAAGAGAGACCUGACAGCUCAGCACACCCCAAAGUGCAUUUGGAGUCACUUAAAAUAGACUCCAGCCUCUAGCCUCUGCAAACCAUCUUUCUCCAAGACAGAAACUUCCCCCAAACUCACAUUUGUCAAUGCAAACAAUGUGCAAUAGUUUUUUUCCCCCUCUUUCCAUGAAAAUAAAAAGAGAAACAAGUAUUUUGCUGUACAUAAAGACAACAAAAGGAAUCUCCUAACAAAAGAACUGAGGCCCGCCCUCAAAAACCCUUUAGUGUUACAUUUUGCGGCUUUUUAAUGGAAACCAAGCCAAUGUUAUACACGUUUGGACUGAUUUGUGGAAAGGGGUUGGGGGAAGGGGAGAAGGAUCAUUCAAAAGUACUGAGGGCUUAUUGACUCUUUCUAUUGUUAAACAAAUGGUUUCCAUGAAUGGAUCAAGAAGCACUAGACAAACUCCAGUUUAUUCUCUUUACCAUGCCCAGAAAGAGUGGUCCUGCUUGUCCAUAUUUGUAAUAUAUGAUAUUUUUUAUGCUCCACUAUUUUAUUUAAAAUAAAA
Molecule: messenger RNA, 3239 nt
Organism: Manis pentadactyla (Chinese pangolin)
Lineage: Eukaryota; Metazoa; Chordata; Mammalia; Pholidota; Manidae
Gene: FZD10
Product: frizzled class receptor 10
Exons: 1
Coding region: 432-2177 (581 amino acids)
Biological process (GO): canonical Wnt signaling pathway; non-canonical Wnt signaling pathway
Cellular component (GO): plasma membrane
Molecular function (GO): Wnt receptor activity; Wnt-protein binding
Source: RefSeq, a predicted model, not a curated record